AUGCCGACGUCAACGAGCGAGGUGACGACCGACCCUGUGACGGCGGAAGAAGACGAGCCAGUACCCCCCUUCUUCAAUACGACAUUCUCGACACACCGCGUCUCCCCACUGUACGUCGGCGUCGACAAGCUCACCCCGCAGCGUCUCGGGGUUCUGGGCCGCCGUCUACGCGACACCCUGGUCGGCGACGUAGUGCGCGGGAUCCAGAUAGGUCUCGAGUCGACGGACACGCCAGCGGGACAGGUGGGGCCGUUACGAUCAGUCAAGCUGCGGUGGUUCCGAGCCAACGCCGUGUUGGGUGACGAGGUGGACUACGAUAACGAUACCGGGAUGGACACGUGGGACGCGCUGUCGGAGAGUCAGAAGCGAGGGCUGUGGAUAGAGAUUCGGCAUGAGAAUGCCGCGUACGUGGCGAUCCUGCUCCCCGGCGUGGGGAGCAAAGAUACGAGGGCGACAUGGAGGAUGCAGCCUGGUCAGUCGGUAGAGGCCACGGGGGACGAUGGCUUCGUGCACCUCCCGCUCAUGCUGCUGCGUAUGCCCAUGGCGCUGAAGGGCGUGAUAUCAGAGUGGCUGGCCGGGACGUUUGACUGUCGCGUGAGCAAGCUUGCCCUGGGGACGAGGACGUUGGUGGCGGUGUGGGAGGACUGGAUCCGCACGGUCGGCGUGUCACCCCGUGGGAUGGACCCUGUCAUAACGCUUGCUUUCAACGCGCCGCUACCCGAACCCGAGUCCGUCUUCGACGAUAACAACGACCCAGACGCCAUGCAGGAAGACGAGUACGACGAGCACAAUUCCCGCCCGGGACUACGAUCUCUCGAAGUUACCAUCCAACCAAAAGAAUUGGCCAAGUUCGUCCGCGUGGGGAAGACCGGGAGCAGCAGGCCUACAGCGGGGGCAGCAGGAGCGUAUUGGGAGAAGGAUGUUCGGGAACGGAGGAGACUCGCGGGCGCGAGCACGGAUGACGGGUGGGCGUGGCUGGCUUCCGAGGAUAGGCAGCAGCCCUUUACGGAUGGGUUGGCGCGGUACCUCGAUCAUCACCUUGGGCUCAACGUGUUCCAUCCCAGCGUCCGCGUCACCCAGAUCUCCUGCGGUGGAUUCGUCCUAGGUGCGGCCCGCCUCAAGAUUGUCGCUCCUGGACAGCAGAUGACGGAUGCGAAGUCUAGGGCCUCCUGGAUGUUUGUCACCAGGCUGAGUCACAGGAUCCAAGGGGAUGGGCUGCCGACGAUAUUCACCUGA
This is a messenger RNA of Geosmithia morbida, 1236 nucleotides long. RefSeq lists its product as uncharacterized. The record is from RefSeq and is a predicted model, not a curated record. The transcript has a single exon. Bases 1 to 1236 code for a protein of 411 amino acids. Lineage: Eukaryota; Fungi; Ascomycota; Sordariomycetes; Hypocreales; Bionectriaceae.